CGUAUUAUCAGUCUCUAAACUUGGCGUAACAGGUUUCUCUUCAUUAUGACUUUCGUUUUCAGCUGUUUUGUCCCUCGAAACUAAACAGAAACCUUGCUGCUCUUAAUUGCUGGAUGGGGUGAUGAGAGAUCUGAUAACCUCCAUAGAGGGCGUUGUAUUAGCGUCAAAAAUGGCGACUUCUAAUAUCAAGCUGCCGCGAAGGCUCCCUUUAUUAAUUAUUGAUGGAGUAUUAUUUCCUGGGGCAUCGAUUAGAAUACCUGUAUCUAAUGAAAAAAAUAUGAAUAUGGUUAGAAACCACCUACUUAGUAGAAGUACUUUGAGUAGUGCUAUUAUUGGUGUUGUUCCAAAGGAAGAGCAUCAUCGUUGUGAAGAAGAAAACUCACCUGUAAUGCAUUCCAUUGGUACAGCUGGUAUUGUAAUUCAAGUCACUGGUACCAAUUGGCCUAGGCCAGCAUAUACACUGCUUGUUACAGGUCUUUGUAGAUUUAAAAUUGAACGCAUCACUGAAAAAUCACCUUAUUUAAUUGCUAGUAUUUGUCAGCUAGACAGAUUGCCGGGUGAAGAAAAUGAGUCUGAGGAGUUAAACACUGAAUUAUCAGAUUUGAUGGAACAAUUUAGAGAGCAAGCAAAUAAAUUGAUUGACAUGCUUGAUUUAUCUAUACCUGCUGUUUUAAGAUUAAAGCGCUUACUACAUUCAUUACCAAGUGAAAGUCUCCCUGAUGUAUGUGCUGCUAUUGUAAGAGCUUCUUUCAAUGAAAGGUUGCAGAUAUUGGAUGCAGUAGAUCUUGCUGAAAGAUUUAAAAAAACAUUGCCAUUGUUAGUUAGGCAGAUAGAGGGUCUUCAGAUUUUGCAGAAGACUCAAAAAGAAGAAAUUGUACCUCUUGACAUAACAAAACUUCCAUUUGGAAGAAAUAAAUUGUUUGACUUUGACAAAGGUGGUGAUGAUAUUGCAGCACUAGAGAAGAAAGUGAGGGAUACAGAUAUGCCAGAACAUGCUAAAAAUAUAGCAUUGCAAGAAGUUCAGAGGUUAAAAAGAAUGCCAUUUCACAUGCCUGAUCAUGCUGUUUCAAGAAAUUAUAUUGAUCUGAUGUGUGAAUUACCUUGGAGUAAGGUUUCACCAGAAGUGAUUGACAUUAUGAAAUCUAGGAAAGAUUUGGAUGCUGAUCAUUAUGGCAUGCAGAAACUGAAGAAAAGAGUGCUAGAAUAUUUAGCCGUAAGACAAUUGAAGAAUUCACUGAAGGGUCCCAUAUUAUGUUUUGUUGGCCCACCUGGAGUAGGAAAAACUAGUGUUGGGCGAUCUAUUGCUCAAUCACUUGGAAGAGAAUUUCAUAGAAUUUCUUUAGGUGGUGUCUGUGACCAAGCUGAUAUUCGGGGACAUCGUAAAACAUAUAUUGGAUCAAUGCCUGGAAGAAUCAUUCAAGGAUUAAGGACUGUUGGAGUAAAAAAUCCUGUAUUUCUCUUGGAUGAAGUGGAUAAAUUGACAAAAGGCUUGCAUGGAGAUCCAUCAGCAGCUUUAUUAGAAGUAUUAGACCCUGAACAAAAUUGCACCUUUACUGAUCAUUAUCUUAAUGUUCCAUUUGAUUUAUCUCAAGUUUUAUUUAUAGCAACUGCCAAUACAAUUAGUUCUAUUCCUCCUGCCCUGUUAGACAGAAUGGAAGUUAUAACAGUACCUGGUUAUACACAUGAGGAAAAGGAACACAUUGCUAGAAAUCAUUUACUCCCGAAACAAUUAAAGGAACAUGGUUUGACACCAGAUAUGUUACAAGUGACUGAUGAAGCUAUUCGACUAAUUAUUGUCAAGUAUACUCGAGAGGCAGGUGUCCGUGGUUUGGAGAGAAAAUUAGGGGCCCUGUGUCGUGCUGUGGCAGUUCGAAUUGUGGAAAAAGAAGCUGCUUUACGACCAAAUGAUGAUCAGAUGAAUAUUAAUGAUUCUAAAACUUCAAUCACUCCAAAUGAGGAGGUUCCUGUUAACUGUCAAAAUUUUGCAUUAAGUCCUAUUGCUCCUUUACCAGAGCUACCAUUUAUUUUAGAUGAGGAGGCUGUUUUAGAUAUAUUAGGUACACCUUUAUAUGAAAGUGAGAUCUCUGGCCGAAUAAUCCAACCAGGUGUUGCGAUUGGCUUGGCAUGGACAAGUGCAGGUGGCCAAAUAAUGUAUGUGGAAGCCACUAAAAUUGAUGGAGAUGGUCAAUUAAUACUGACAGGACAAUUAGGAGAAGUAAUGAAAGAGUCUGCACAGCUAGCAUUGAAUUUAGUUCGCUCUCAUUGUCAUGAAUACGGCAUAAGGGUUUCUAGUGGUGCAGAUUUGAUGGAAGGUACCGAUGUGCAUAUUCAUUUUCCUGCAGGAGCAGUCGGCAAAGAUGGUCCUUCAGCUGGUAUAACAAUAUUUACUGCAUUAGUAUCAUUGUUUACAGGACGGAUUGUGAGGUCUGAUGUUGCUAUGAGUGGGGAAAUCACAUUAAGAGGUUUGGUUCUUCCGGUUGGAGGCGUUAAAGAAAAAGUACUUGCUGCACAUAGAACUGGUAUGAGAAGUUGUAUAUUACCUAGUAGAAAUGAAAAAGAUCUUGCUGAUAUACCACAAUCAGUACAGAGUGACAUGAAUUUUUACACAUGCACUCAUGUUAAUGAAGUUCUGCAAGCUGCUUUUGAUGGAGGCUUUCCUGUAUCUCCAAAAAUACCAAGCAAACUUUAAAGAUUUUUUUUUUUUGUGUGAUGUUACAAAAGUUAUGUGACUUAAACUUUGAAAGUAUGAAAACUUUUUCUGUGAUAAUAUUAUACAUAAAAAAAGAUGAUUGGAUCAAUCAUAAUGUUGAGUAUAAUUAAUAUUUAUCAUAUUAUAUACAUUUCCAAUUCUUUAUCAAUCUUUCUUAGUUGGUAUAACUUCUUGAUCAUUUAUGUAAAUUGCUAAUGGUUCGUGUGUAAAAAAAAAACACUAUUUGUAAAUAAAAUAUUUUUAUAUUUA
This is a messenger RNA of Parasteatoda tepidariorum (common house spider), 2959 nucleotides long. RefSeq names its product lon protease homolog 2, peroxisomal. Lineage: Eukaryota; Metazoa; Arthropoda; Arachnida; Araneae; Theridiidae. Gene Ontology annotation, molecular function: ATP-dependent peptidase activity; ATP binding; serine-type endopeptidase activity. Gene Ontology annotation, biological process: protein catabolic process; proteolysis. The record is from RefSeq and is a predicted model, not a curated record.